Molecule: messenger RNA, 1805 nt
Organism: Exophiala mesophila
Lineage: Eukaryota; Fungi; Ascomycota; Eurotiomycetes; Chaetothyriales; Herpotrichiellaceae
Exons: 2
Coding region: 228-1559 (443 amino acids)
Source: RefSeq, a predicted model, not a curated record
CCGUUGUCAGUAACCUUUUUCUCCAAGUCUGCACCUUUCAGCCUCACCGUGGCUCCUCUGACUGACUCUAGCUCUUUCACGCUUCUUUCUUUCUUUCUUUCUUUCUUUCCUCCACACCUCCUGCUCCGUCAAAACAGUUGUCGUCGAUGGCUUUGAAGUAAAUCAACUGUCGAAUUGGCUUCCAAAUUCCACUGUAUUCUUCUCGAUAUUAGCACAGCUCUAGCAGUAUGGUAGCUCAAGAUAUCGCUACAGACAUUACUGGUAAUGCAGCCGAUGCUAGCCGUGGCAGCGCCGCCGAAACUGCCACUCCAACAACUAGCAGUGCUUCCACAACCUCGACCAACAUUGGCCAAGGUAACAAUGCCACUGAAUCUUCAAAUACCUCCUCCACGGCUGCGACCAGUACCGGUGCGGCUAGUACCGGCGCAACAGCAACAAGCACUACUUCCUCAGACUCUAUAGGUCCAUCCCAUUCAAUGGCACCUGCGACUCCUGCUUCCAAUAGCGAAAGCAACAGCUCUGGAGGACUCGGUACAGCGGCCAAAGCGGGCAUCGCAGUGGGCGCCGCUGCCGUUGUGGUCAUUCUGGCAGCCUUUUUGUUCUGGAAGUAUCGUCGUGGGCGGAAGAAGUCAUUGCGUCGGGGAGUGGCCGGAGCUCCCCAUGGGUCAGGCCAGGGAGUCAAUCCAGGAACCAUCAACCCAAACGCUGCAGAGAAAGGUCUGCCGACAGUUGGAGGUGCAGUCCUUCUCCGCUCAGACUCCGGCAUGUCAGAAGCAAGAACCCCCCUCCCUCAACAGGCCGACGAUGCCACCAUCCAGUCCAGAUUCUCGACUUUGUUUGAUCAAAUCGAAUUGCACACCGAGAACUUCUACAAGGACUCCAGUCCCAUGAUCCCUCCUCAGACUGAAGCUGCUCUUUCCCGCUACGACACACCGUACCUGGGAGCACCGCUGGCAGCCAGGCUGGAGGAAUCGCCUCGAACCACCACCAUCUUGAAACAUGUCCUGGCGUAUGAAAUCGCCGCUACCACCCUGACAUCUUUCUCCCAGGAUCGCAAACGAAGCUUACUGCCACCGCCGGUCCUGACACUCAUUCAGGACCUAGAGUCCAGACCAAAUCAACCAGAACGAAGAGCAAUAUCAACACGUCUAAAGACACUAGCGCAGUCAUACCACGCGAACCCACAGUCAAUGCCAGCGAGCACGACCAGUGCGACGAAAGAGUCAGCCGCGCAAUUUUCACAGACGUUUUCGCUGUGGUCAGACCCGCAACACGACGAGGCACGAAGAACCAAGCAUUUGACUGACAUUUUCGAUUCCGCGGUUCGGUUGUCCAUCUGGCUGCUACGACAGCCCGAGGAUUUCGAGGUUAGAUGGGGUCCUACCCCAGCAAGUCACGCUGUCGAUACAGCUUCGCCAAAUAACCCUGACCCGAGUCGAGAUGCCGCUGCCCUUGUCACACACCCGGCUUUGAUCAAGGUGUCGAGAAACGCUGGCGCCACCAGGUUAUCGCGGUCUGAGCAGAAGACGAUUGCCGUUGCCAUCCAGCGGAGGAUAUAAACGCCACAGCUGCGAGUAUUAAACAUGAAUUCGAAACCCAUGCUCCUACCUACGAGAACCCGCUGAGCAACGAGAAAUCGAGAUCAACUGGCCAGACGAAUAUUGUUGAAUUGGGAGAGUGGCUUCUAGCUUUUCGAUGCACAUUACUUCUCACUCCCUUAACCUUCUCCAUGGUCGGGUUGGCAAUUACGUAUUUAGUCAUUAUAAUGUGCUACGCGAUGCAAUGAAUUGAGAUGACAUCCUGUA